AGGACAACCAUGAGAGGCCGGUCAAAACGUACUCACACAGCAACUACUCCCAACCAUGUCAUCAGAUAGCAAAUCAGAAGCCACCCACCAAGCCCAACCAAAGCCCAAUCAAACAACUUAGGUCGCUAGACUCACGGUGACUUCAAACCAGCCAAAAAGAUGUCUCCCGACAAACUUACGUCGUCGAAACUUAUGGACUUUUCCUCCAAUCUUGCCCAGCUCAAGCAAGCCAAACCCAGCCGGCAGAAUCCCAGAAUCCCGCCACCAUGGCGCUCAGAAACUGUGCCUCCCGAGAAACUCACGUCGUCAAAGCUUACAAUAAUCCUCUCUGCUCACAAGCAAGCCAACCCCAACCGGCAGAAUCCCACUCCGGGCCCCCAUCCCCAUCCUGCCCACUCCCACCAGCAUAACCCUCGCGCUGAUCCACCUCUUGCGCCACCCAACACGGCCCUCGAUUGUGCCUUGCGUGCGAUUUCGAUUCAGCCUCGUCCAAGGAUGCCACGUUUCAGACCGUUCCAGGAGUCCUCGAAUCCCUUCUAAAAUCCCACAUUUCACACCCUUCCAGAAAUAGGCCUCGGAGAAUAACCACCUGCCCGGUCGAUGGAUCGCAUCCCAUCGGCCAGGAUCAGAUCAAAGUCACAUCCCUCAGUCGCAACAGGAAUUGCGGAGCAAGGCUGAGCACUAGGCCA
Molecule: messenger RNA, 689 nt
Organism: Mytilinidion resinicola
Lineage: Eukaryota; Fungi; Ascomycota; Dothideomycetes; Mytilinidiales; Mytilinidiaceae
Exons: 1
Coding region: 160-540 (126 amino acids)
Source: RefSeq, a predicted model, not a curated record